AUGUCUGAGAUUAUCAACAGCAAUGCCGCUGCUGGUCAGCGUGCUUCCAAACUUACCUUUGGCAUCGAACUCGAGUGCGUCGCCAUUGUUCCCAAGAGGAUUGCCAAGCAGUAUGGUUCCAUUGAGCAAUAUGUUCGUAGCCAUCUCAGCAACAGCCAGGUCAAGCUUCCCUGCACUUGUGAGAAAGAGGAGCAUUUGCGCUACUUGCCCAUUCACGACAAUGAGGACGACACGACCAACGACUACUGGACAUUGACCAAUGACAUGACCGUCGACAUGUCCGCAAAGCAGAUUGGCAAUGAUCUCAUUGGUUCAGACUACGCCAGCUUGGAACUCAUCUCUCGUGUGCAGAAGUUUGAGGGCACCUCGUCUUGCCCUUUGUCUCAAAAGUGCCCUGUUACCAAGGAGCCUCUCCAGUGGACUUGGCGUGAGGAGAUCAAGUGUUUCCUCGACCUUCUUCACGAGGCCUUCAGCGAGCCUGGUUUCUGUUUGCUUGUUAACGAGACCACAGGCUUCCACGUUCAUCUCGGCCAGGGCGAUGAGGGUCUCCCAGUAAACGUCGUCCAAGGACUUCUGGGUGCCAUGACUGCUCUUGAGCGUUCUUUCGACCAGAUCCUUCCUACUUAUCGCAUCAGUGGUUCGACUGGCGGUACGGUCCCAGGUAUGUGGAGCCCCAACCAACAUAACCCUCUUCCUGGUGUCCAGGUCGACGGGUUUCAUGCCUUGUACAAGCCUGGCCUCGUCGACACAGAGCAAGACUUUGAUAACAGAUGGUGUCCAGCCAUGUCCAAGACCAUGAUCCAACACGUCCACAAUCAGAUUUGGUGCAAGGCAAAGAACAUCGAGCCCCGCAAGCUUCAGUUCACUGCUCCACAGAACAGCCCGACUGGUGCCGCUGCCGCUGAUCCUGUCCCUGCCAUCUCGGCCCAGACUUUCAAGUCUAUCGAGCAAUGUCUUGCCAGUUUCAAUGUUCCCAGUUGGUUGAACUUCAUCAAGAAUGCUUCCAACAUUCAGGAGCUGAAGGACAUAUCUUCCCAGGACAAGUACGUCGCUUUGAGCCUCCGGGGCUUGGGCGACCGUAAGAACCCCAAUGGACCUCCUACAGCUGAAGUCCGCACUCAUGCCGGCAGUCUUGACUUUGACGAGAUCUGUGCUUGGGUCGACCUUUUGUGUAGCAUUGCUCGCUGGGCUGAGAUUGUACCAAAGGAGGGCGUUUUCGCUUACCUCCUUGAAUCGUGGAAAAAUGCCGAGUACAACAUCUCUGACCUUGCUACCAAGGUUGAAGCCAGCCACUCGACUUUCGCUCAUUACAGCUUUGUCUUGGCUGACUCCAGCUAUCCCUACGUCCAGCACCGUUUCGAUACAUACACCUCUCCCCCAUUGACCUUUACUGACAAGUUGGAGAACCUCAACCGCAUCAAUGAGGAGCGUCGCCGCAAAGACUUCUCGCGUGCAAAUGUUGAUGAGAAGAUCCGUUGGAAGCUUGAGUCUGGUAGGUAUGGACAGUUGCACACCAGCUUCCUUCAAGCUCAGCCUGAGCCUGAGUUGUUCUCCAGACCCGAAGCCAGGUUCCUGCACUACACCGAGGAGAGCCAAAAGGCUUGGGCUGAGUUCUUGAAGGACUACUACCGUGUUCACCGUAAGGUCGAGUUAUCUUGCAAGGAACCUGUCGAUGUCUCUGGUGCUGUCUCCGAUGAUUCGUCCGACUCUUCUUCUGAUACUUGCUCUGAGAUCUCCUCGGGCGGCGUCUCUGUUGGUGAUGUCGAGGCUAACGUUGCUUCAGAUGCCGAGUCCGUGGCCGCAGGUGCAGAUGAUGAAGAACCCGGAUCCAUCUCGAAUGACGAGACUCACUCUGAUGACUCUGAUGAUUCAGAGAAGUCUGAUGACAAGUCGGAGGCACCAAUCAAGUCUCCUGUCGAGAGCCUCACUGAUGACGAAUCCGAGGACGAUUUCAACCGCGAAGGCUGGUACGGAAUUCACCCCAUGUUGGCCAACGCCUACAACGACGUUCCAGGCCAGCACCUCACUCACCUCGAAAAGACUGUCAUCAGCAUGCCUGCACUUCCCUCACCAACCACCCCCAACACAGUUGCUUUCGAUGAACUGAAGACUGACACGGUACUCAGGAUUCACAAUGCCAUCUCAGGUGCGAUUUCGAUUGAGGCUCUUACUGCUGCUGACAUGCAGGACGAUGUUGACAACAUCAUUGCUCGUGCAGUCGAGUCCACCAAGCAGAUGUACGUGUUGAAGUCUGUUGCAAUGGAGAAGGCUAUUGCAAAGAGGCAUCUCAAGAAGAAGGUCAGCAAGGAGUAG
Messenger RNA from Aureobasidium uvarum, 2313 nucleotides. Lineage: Eukaryota; Fungi; Ascomycota; Dothideomycetes; Dothideales; Saccotheciaceae. The record is from the annotation of a GenBank genome assembly.